This is a messenger RNA of Oldenlandia corymbosa var. corymbosa, 870 nucleotides long. NCBI's taxonomy places the organism in Eukaryota, Viridiplantae, Streptophyta, Magnoliopsida, Gentianales, Rubiaceae. The record is from the annotation of a GenBank genome assembly.
AUGCAAGCCAGUUCUAUUAUGGAAGACAAGUCUUCAGAAGCUACAAGAAGGAUGAUUCAAGAUUUUGAGAACAACCUACGACUCUCCGCCACCGGAGAACAAAGUGGGGAAGAAUCCCAGGACGAAGAAGAAUACAACAGCGACGAUGAAGAGGAGGAAUUUUCCUUCGUAUUCGAUUCCGGGAAUUUCGGCUCCCCGAUUUCAGCGGAUGACGCCUUUGUUAAUGGUCAGAUCAAGCCGGUUUUCCCGUUGUUCGACCAGGCACUUCUCUUGCCGGACGGUGAAGAUUUGGAGAGUUUAAUGGUGAAAGAUCGUUUGCCUAAUGUGAACAGGGUGUUUAUUCCGGCUGAAGAUGCCGAUUCUAAUGGGAUUCCCGAGACCUCGUCGUCUUCCAAGGCAGAAGAUGUUGUUGGGCCUUACUGUGAAUGGUCCAGUAAAGUGGUGGAGGCGGCGCCUGAUCGAUGCAAGAAGAGUAAUUCCACCGGGUUUUCCAAGAUUUGGAGGUUUAAGGAUUUUAUGCACCGGAGUAACAGUGACGGGAGAGAUGCUUUUGUUUUCUUGAAUCACUCUGCGCCUUCUGGUAGUUCGUCCACGGCGGCGAGUGGGAACGAGGAGAAAAAGGCGGCGAAGAAAGGGAUUUUCACUUUGAAGAAAGUCAACGAGAACGGCGAAGUUGUAGGGGAAGCGAAGGUGAAGAAGGUGAAGAAAAGUAAAAGGACGGCGGCUCUGUCAGCACAUGAGGCUUACAUGAAGAGCAAAGCCAAGGACAGUGAUCGCCGGCGAUCGUAUCUCCCUUACCGGCCGGAGCUCGUUGGGCUAUUUACGAAUGUCAACGGUGGUGGAUUGACUAGGAAUGUACACCCCUACUAA